This is a messenger RNA of Ostrea edulis (European flat oyster), 1772 nucleotides long. Its product is annotated as LHFPL tetraspan subfamily member 6 protein-like. The record is from RefSeq and is a predicted model, not a curated record. Lineage: Eukaryota; Metazoa; Mollusca; Bivalvia; Ostreida; Ostreidae. The transcript is spliced from 5 exons. The coding region runs from base 797 to 1564 and encodes 255 amino acids.
UUUAGUGUCUUCUGGUUGAGAUUGAAGCAAAGCGUUAUUUUUUUUUUUUUUUUAAUUACGUAGUGGUUACAAAAACAAUUUUUGUAUAAAUUUUGUAGUGUAACGAAACAAAAAUAUUCUGGAAUGGUCGCAAACUUGACUACCGACAGUGUCAUGGCACGUCAUAAGGAACAGUGAUUAAUGAACUUAAAUCACGUCCAUGUAUAAAAUGCUGCCUAAGGAAAGGUUUGAAAGAUGUCAUUAAAGAACUCCUUUUCUUCCGUAACCGUCCUUUUAAUUUGUUGGUAAUAAAAAUGUCGUUGGUAAAUAAGCAACAACAACUUCACAAUGCGAUGGUGUACGUCACAAUCCAACACAUUGUGCCAUGUUGUGCGAUGUAUAGAACUUACGAAUAAUUGAUCCCCUUUUCGUAUUCAAAUUUGAUUCCACGUCUGUUGAAUACAUUCAGAAAUACAUAGAAAAAAUGUUUGAACUUCCUUUCAUACCCAACAAUAAAAACUCUGUUUAUCCGAAAUUUCAAAAUUUUGAGCAUUGUUCGUAGAAUUGGUUUGUCAUGCGCAUUGAACGUCAUGUUAAGAAAAGGUAUAUAGAGGGUCUACUGUAAUUAUAUAAUGAAUGUAAAUCCAGAGUGAAUUUAAAAUACAUUUGGAUUUAAGAUCGAAAAGGGAGACACAUAAUCAAUCCGUGUAGUUUUAUAGUUUUGAUUACGGAAUUACGGAAACAAAAAACGAGACAUUUCACUUAAAGUAGGGAAAAAUACGUACGGAACUUCUGUUUUCAUUGUUUUAUAUAGAAGAUGUCAAACAAAGUCGGAGACUCCAAUUACUCUAAGAAAAUCAACAAAAUUAAUUUUGUGACCCCAUUCACGAAAUCCUACAGACUGAACAACAACUGGGAUCUCAAAAACGGCUACACGGUUCACCCACAGGAGUCCUAUGCUAAAAAAGAUGAUGUCCUGUACAUAGACGACAGUGCCAGCGACUAUGAGGAAGAUGUCCCAAAGAAAGCCACAGACAAACGGACAACACAGGAUCUGAGUACCUGUGUCACGGUUUUAGGGGUAUUGUGUGUUAUUUUCCUGCCGAUCAGUGCUAUUCUGGUGGCUGUUGCGGUCUCCACCCCCUAUUGGUAUGAUACGGCGGGAACACACAGUCUUGGACUAUUUCAGAGAUGCGACAAAUCGACGACUACUUGUGAAUACAUUGAUACCUACCUUUCCACUGUUUCCUCUGACAUGAACUUCACGUGGAAGCUGGUGACCGGGCUAGGUCUGUCCGGGGCGUGUCUACUACUCCUAGGGUCCCUGUUUUCCUGCUGUUACCUAGCGUGUAAAGAAAUCGACUACUCCAAAACCAGCUAUGGCAUCCUGAUCUCUGUCGUCAUCAUGUUAGGAGGGGGAUGUGCUGUUAGCGGGACUGUACUAAUGACAUCAUACUACAUCACCAAUCUACAAACGUGGUCACUUGAUUGGUCAUUCUAUCUUAAUGCCGUGGGGUCCGGAAUUUCUUUCUUAGUUUUUUGUCUCUACAUCCUUUAUGUGUUUUUGUUAACAUUCGCCGAUUGAAAAUGUUUAUCUCCAUACCAUCGUGUUCCAAGAUAUUUUAAAAGCAUUCUGUGAUACCCGACACCAUUAUGUCAGUGUUUGUGAAUAUUUAUUAUCUAAGCGCAUUCCAUGCAUGUUUUGGCAAUUUCUCUUAUGGGCUGCAAAUACAUUUGGACUCUAUUUUUCAAACUUUUAAACUGCAUUCAUUAAAUGUACAAACACAAGUGUA